Molecule: messenger RNA, 576 nt
Organism: Prorocentrum cordatum
Lineage: Eukaryota; Dinophyceae; Prorocentrales; Prorocentraceae
Source: the annotation of a GenBank genome assembly
GCGGCCAGUGCCCGCGACCCCCCCAAGUCAGGAGGCCGUGCAGGCCAUGGUGCAGGAAGCGGGCGGGUGUCGCAAAGACAUAAGCCGCGCCGACUACCGCAACCUGAUCGUGAACGCGCAGAACAAAGGCCGGCGCAACUCUACCCGCCCAGGAGCCCCUGUUCCUUUGGCCACGACUGGAGUCCAAGGAGGGUGGGACCAGACCGCGCAGCACUACUUGGAGGAGGCGGUUCGCAAAGGGCCCACUCCGCGCGGCAAGAGGAAGAGACGAGGGCCCAGCGACUCCAGCGAGGACGACCACGAGCAGACGGAGAAGCAGGAGCGAAAGGAGGCGCUGACCGCGGCGCUGGCAAGGGCGACAGCGGCGGAGGCGAAGGUGGAGUCCUUGACCCGCCGCCUGAAGGAGCUCGAGGGCGUGGACGAGUGGAACAAGGGGCUCUUGGAAGAGAACGCCAAGCUGCGCUUGUUCUGGGAGAGCUGCCAAAGCCCCGACUGCCCCCAGUACUCGGACGACUCUGACGACGAGUGAGCGCCCCGUUGGUCCGGUUGGCCCGGUCCUGCGCGUCCUCCUCCUUC